This is a messenger RNA of Medioppia subpectinata, 357 nucleotides long. The record is from the annotation of a GenBank genome assembly. NCBI's taxonomy places the organism in Eukaryota, Metazoa, Arthropoda, Arachnida, Sarcoptiformes, Oppiidae.
AUGAAGGACGACGACUCGGAGAUGGCUGUGGUCUUACACGAGGACAAGAAGUACUACCCGACCGCCGAAGAGGUGUACGGACCGGACGUGGAGACCAUUGUCCAGGAAGAAGACGCCCAACCGCUCACUGAACCCAUUAUACAACCGGUUCGGCUCAAGAAGUUUUCACACGAAGUGCAAGACUUGCCCACAACUGUCUAUGACUUGGAGUAUACAGUUGUGGGCAAGUCUUGCACUUCGUGUGAAAACUUCUUGAGCCGAACCGGUUGUAUAAUGGGUUCAGUGAGCGGUUGGGCGUCUUCUUCCUGGACAAUGGUCUCCACGUCCGGUCCGUACACCUCUUCGGCGGUCGGGUAG